CAUGACCUCCUCUUCACAGCCUGCCUCUUCCACGACAUCGGUACAACAAACACCUACGACACUGGCCCGCAGCGCUUUGAAGUUGAAGGUGCCGAUGCAGCUGUCAAGCAUCUUUCCAAGUUCGGAAUCGGAAGGGAAGAUAGGCACGACGUCUGGACGGCUAUUGCCAUUCACACUAGCCCCGACAUUGCAGAGAGAAUUGGAGAGCUGUCCAGAUUGGUGAGAAUUGCGGUGAUCACGGACUUUGGAAGGAGUACUGCGGAGUCGGAGACGCUUGUUCCGUUGAGGGAGGAGCUGGAAGCCAAGUUUGAGAGAGGGGGGAUUGAGAAAGUGCUUGGCGAUGCGGUUGUUAAACAGGCGAAGCAGAGGCCAGAGAAAGCGCCGAUGGUGAGUUGGCCGGGUGUACUGUAUCGUGCACAUCUGGAGGAGCCAGAGUGGGAUGGUGUGAACAAAGGUUUUUGA
Cucurbitaria berberidis CBS 394.84 is the source of this 462-nucleotide messenger RNA. RefSeq lists its product as uncharacterized. NCBI's taxonomy places the organism in Eukaryota, Fungi, Ascomycota, Dothideomycetes, Pleosporales, Cucurbitariaceae. The record is from RefSeq and is a predicted model, not a curated record. The transcript has a single exon. The annotation marks the transcript as partial.